AUGGACCUCAAGCCCGAUCUAUCCAAGACAUCCUCCUCUGCAGAGGACAAAGGCGAGGUCCUCCACAGCGAAGUCGUGGUCGUCCCGGACAUCGACGACUCGAUUGAGUCUACUGAUCCGGGCAAGACGGUAUGGCUGAUUGCCUGUACUGUGUCGAUGGGAGGAUUCCUGUUUGGUAUCAACCUCACCUACUCCGGAGUACAGUACAUAUGUGUACUGUACAGCUACGAUACAGGCGUCAUCUCAGCCGUCCUUGUCAAUCUCGGCUCUGAUCUCGGCCAGACCCUCUCGUCCAGCGACCAGGAAUUGAUCACCUCCAUCACCUCCGGCGGGGCCCUUGUCGGCGCCCUCCUGGCCGGGCUGACUUCCGACAAAUACGGCCGCAAGCCCGGCGUCUACCUCGGGUGUCUGCUCUUCGUCGUCGGCGCCGUCCUCCAGGCGGCUGCCUUCUCGCUGGCCCAGAUGACGGUCGGCCGGUUCGUCGUCGGCCUGGGCGUCGGCAGUGCCGCUAUGAUCAUCCCUUUGUACAUCGGGGAGUUGGCGCCGGCGCGGUCGCGCGGCCGGCUGAUCGUGUUCGACAACCUGUGCGUGGCGGGCGGCCAGCUCGUUUCAUACGCCGUUGGCGCGGCGUUCACCGGCGUGUCGCACGGAUGGCGAUACAUGGUCGGUCUGGGGGCUGUGCCAGCGCUGCUGCUCGCGGCCACGCUGCCCUGGUGUCCUGAGUCACCGCGGCAGUUGGUCUCGCACAACCAGCUGGCGGAGGCGCGUGAGGUUCUGGCACGCAUCUUCCCGGAAGCCACGCCGGAGCAGGUGUCGGCCAAGAUCCAGCUCAUCCAGCGGGCCAUCGAGGAGACGGCGCUGAGCGUUUCGGAUCGGAGUCUGUGGUGGCAGUUCCGGCAGCUGGUCACUGUGCCGGCCAACCUGCGAGCGCUGACGACGGCGUGUGCUGUUAUGGCGAUCUCCCAACUGGGCGGCUUCAACACGUUGAUGUACUAUUCCUCAACCCUGUUCGCCAUGGUCGGGUUCAACAAGCCCGUCGCGGUGUCGAUCGUAGUAGGAGGCACGAAUUUCCUGUUCGGAUUCAUCAAUUUCGCCGUCAUCGAUCGGUUCGGCCGGAGGGUGGUGUUGUUGAUCACCGUUCUGGGGAUGUCCCUCUCUCUGGUCGUCGCGGCCGUGGCAUUCCACUGGAUCCCCAUCAGCCCGGACCUGACUGUGCAGACGCGCGACAUCAACUGGGCGGGCAUCGUGCUCCUCGUCACCAUCAUCUUCUACGUCGCCUUCUUCGCCGCGGGCGUGGCGCCCAUCGCGUGGGUGGGCACGGAAUUCCUGCCCCAGGAGGUUCGCGCCCUGGGGACGAUGCUGAACACGGUGACCUGCUGGGGGUGCAACAUCAUCAUUGCGUCGACCUUCCUGUCGAUGAUGAAGGCGAUGACGCCCAGUGGGGCGUUUGGCUUCUACGCCGGCAUCUGCUUUGUCGGCUGGGCGUUUGUGGUGUUCUGCUAUGCUGAGGUCCAUAACAUGCCUCUUGAGUCGGUGCGAGAGGUGUAUACCCAUGGCUUCGGGGUCAGGUAUGCGAAGAAGCUGCAGAGGGAGAUGCGUGAGGCCAGACGGGAAAUGAAGCUUGCUAGCUGA
Molecule: messenger RNA, 1632 nt
Organism: Rasamsonia emersonii CBS 393.64
Lineage: Eukaryota; Fungi; Ascomycota; Eurotiomycetes; Eurotiales; Trichocomaceae
Product: Myo-inositol transporter
Exons: 4
Coding region: 1-1632 (543 amino acids)
Biological process (GO): transmembrane transport
Cellular component (GO): membrane
Molecular function (GO): myo-inositol:proton symporter activity
Source: RefSeq, a predicted model, not a curated record